This is a messenger RNA of Silurus meridionalis, 2105 nucleotides long. RefSeq lists its product as uncharacterized. NCBI's taxonomy places the organism in Eukaryota, Metazoa, Chordata, Actinopteri, Siluriformes, Siluridae. The transcript is spliced from 6 exons. Bases 175 to 960 code for a protein of 261 amino acids. The record is from RefSeq and is a predicted model, not a curated record.
AAUACUAUUGAUACAUUUAGGCCUUUACUGCCACCCACAGCAAACAUUUAAAGACCAUGAGAUCAGACACUGAGCAAGUCAGGAAGUGUUUUGUGGUCUUGGACUGUAUACUUUUGUAUCAGAAAUCUACAACGAGCUGCAGCAGGACAAAACAGGACUAAGAAUAGAACAGCAAUGCAGGACUAUCGUGCAUGUCGUGUUUCCAUCUUUAAAGUGCUCAUGUUUGUGAUUUUUAAGGGUGUGUGUGUUGCUUUGGCUGACACAGUGAUGGUGCUCAAAGUUGGGAGCUCCUUGGAUCUUCCUUUUAUUAACCCAAUAGAAUCAGGGUUAACAGUUCAGUGGAAGUUCAAUAGAAACACUUUUUUUGAAUACAGAACAGACCAAAAUUUCACAUUUCUAGAAUCCCAGUUCAGUGGAAGAUUGAAGGAGAACUAUAAUCCAUUUGGAGUAACUGUACAAGAUCUUCAGCCCCAAGACUCUGGAACAUUCUCGGUUGUUGCAAAAAGCAUUAGCAGACAGUAUACAACUCAAAUAUUUAAAGUUUAUGUUCAAAGUCCCAUAACCUCUGUACAGAUUGAGAAGUCACAAACAUUGCCGGUGUCCACAAACAGCUGUGAUGUUGAUGUGAAGUGUGCAGCGCUCGGAGCUGAAAAUGUCUUAUUCCUAUGGAGUGGCUAUAAAACAGCGCGUGGAGCUCAGCUGCAGUUCAGUCUCUCACCAGCAGAAGGAGCCGUUAUACUGAACUGCACUGCAGCUAACAAUGUCAGCUCCAGUUCUGCCUCAGAGACACUGAGCUGUAAACAGACCAGGACAAGAGCUUCAGUGUCGGUGCCGAAACUGAUCAGUACUCUAAUAGCAGCCUUUCCGUAUCUCCUGGUGACAGUCAUUCUGAGUGUAAAAUGUUACAGAGCUCAUGGUAAUAAUAAUGACCAAUGUGCCAUGGCAGUAAUUGAAGAAUAAGUGCUUUGUUUCCUCUUCCAUCAUCUGAGGAGUGAGCUCUUGGGUCUUUCGUUGUUUUUCUGUAAAGUUCUGAAAUCUGAAACGGAUUCUGCUUACAGAUUCGAAUCCUUCUGAAUCGCUUAGUGAAUGGAUCAGAAUCUAACAAGUCCUUUGGACCAGUAGGGAUUCUGCCUGCUUUUGCCAUUGAUUUCCACUAGAGGGCACUCACCGAAUCAUUAGAAUUCACCGAAUCCCUCGACUCCUGACUUAACCUCACAAGUCACUCAUAUCCUGUGGUUCUGUAUCUUCUGGCUGGGGGCUAUACACGGAGGAUGGCAGAAUGCAUGUAACACGACAGCCGCAGGCACCUUAAGUAUGUACCCAGGUUUUGUAUACAGAAACACUCUGGCCAUGACAGGGGCAAUUCCAGGUGGGACGGGGCCACGGACAGAGCCUGCAGAUCCCCGAUCCUCUUCAGGGAGGAAACGUGGCACCAGAGGGUGCCUACCCAGUGACUGCCCCACAGGCAGGGUGAUAUAUGCUGCGAUGGCGGACACAUAAAGCUUCAUGGUUGAAGGGGUUAAACCUGUGGCAAACUGUUCCUGCAAGAACUACAGAACUUAACCAAUUGGGCAGUUAACUGGGUCUAAGCCAUAGUGCUCACACCAUGACUUGAACAGCCGCCACCGUGCAAUGUAUGACCUCCUCGUGGAGGGAGCUCUGGAAUGGAGUAGGGUCUCUGCUACCUCGGUAGAGAGACCACCCCCCUCAGGGGUCACAGCCACAGCUUCCACAACUCCAGGCGGGGGUGAACCAGGGUUCUGCCCGCCUGCGAGAGGAGAUCACACCUUGGAGGAAUUUCCCACGAAGGGCCCUCGAGCAGGCACACCAGGUGCCUCAACACUCUCUAGAACUCCCGAAAGCAGCACGAUUGGAAGAAAGGCGUACAGGCGUAUCCUCAGCCAUGACUGUACCAUUGCAUCCAGCCCUAACAGGGCUGGGUGAGAGAGAGAGAACCAGAGUGGACAGUGCGAAGUCUCCCGGGUCUCAAACAGAUCCACCUGGGCUCUAUAGAACCUCUGCCAUACCUGCUCCAUUACCUCGGGGUGGAGUCACCAUUCCCCAGGCCUCGGCCAUUGUCUCAUCAUGGAGGGGUCUGUGAAAUC